GUAAGCACAUAUUUGACAUUGACAAAAAAAAAUGUGUUCUCCUUGUGUUCCAUUUCUCACCAUGAGCUUUUUCCUAAGUUGCGAUUGAUAUAUUGUUUGCAAAGAUUUAUCAACUCAUCUAUUUAUAUACUUAACAACAUUGCAACAAUGGAAGCAUAUGAACAAAGAAAGCUUGAUGUUGCUAAACCAGCUAGUACAGACAUACUGUCUUUAAAUAAUAAGAUUAUUAUGAUGAGACCAGCUGUAAAGAAGGCUAAAGGUCAGACAGUACAAAAGAUAAUAAGGAGGGUAAAAAGUUUAAGGAAUAAAAAAGGCACAGAAGAAGAAAAAAAUAAGGACAAAAGAAAGAUUGAGAGACAGUUAGAAGUUAUGUAUGCCAUCAAGGACUUGAAACUUGACAAAGUUUCCAAAUUUGCCAUUGGAUAUGAUUCAGUCCUUCAAGAAAUAACUGAAAAGUCCGAUGCCUCUGCAGAAAUGAAAGCACUAGCUAGACUAUCAGAACAUACUGCAAUGAAAGAUGAAGUUGACAAAUUUAGAAAGGACCAUGAUGACUGGAAGUCCUUAUCAGAGUUUCUUCUUAACCACAUUCCUAGGCGUUUUUACAAAAAUAAAUACAAGGAAUCGAAAUCUAAAAUGGUAACAAAUGUUAAUGCAGGAAAUGUUUUAGUAAAGACUUACUUGGAAAGUAAAAUAGGAAAGGAUUCAGAAUUAACUGUAGAAGAUAAUAGUGGUGUUUCGGUAAAUGCAUCAGACAUAAAACUGGUGAAAAAAUCAACGGAAAUCGAAAAAGUAAGUCCAGGACAGACAACUCAAGUUAAAGAUGAAAGUCCACAAGAAUUAACAAAAGUAAUGCCAGAAAUAUCAUGUAUAUUAACAAAUGUUAAUGAAGAAACCAAAAAAUCAACGGAAAUUGAAAAAGUUAGCCCACAAAAGACAAGUAAAGUUAGAGAUAAAAGUCCAAAAAAAUUUACAAAAAUAAUGGAAGAAAAACAUAAAUUAACAAAUGUUAAUGAAGAAAGUGAUACAAGUGAGGUAACUGAAAAACAGACAAAUGAAAAAGAGGACAGUAAUUCAAAUGGAGAUAAUGAUUCUUUGAUAGAAAGUGAAAAUAAUGAAAUUUCUGAUGGCCAAGACAAUGCUGAAAGUGAAAGUAGAGAAGAAGAUUAUGACAAUGCUGAAAAUGAAAGUAGAGAAGAAGGUUCAGACAAUGCUGAAAGUGAGAUAAGUGAGGAAGAUUCAGACGAUGAUGAACAGGUUGAAAGUGAGAAUGAAGACCACACUAAAAUUAAAGGUGAAAUGGUAGUCAAGAAAUUGAACAUGGAUGACCUAGUUAAUAGCAAAGAUGAAGAUAUCCCAGAUUUUCUUAUAGCCAAUUCGAAGGAGGAAAACAUUUCAAAAGUGAGAAAAUCUAAAGAUUCAUUCUUUGAAAGAAGAGAUAGUGAUAAUAGUGAUGAUGAAGUUUCAGACCGUAAUCUAUCUUCUACCCAUAGUGACAGUGAAUCAGAUGACAAUGACAUGGGUGAAGAUGAAAAGAGAGAAGCAAGUAGAAAUGCUAUUAGUAGUUCUUUUUUAGGUGCUUUAAAUGAAGUGAAAUUAAAACAUAGACCUUUUGAUGGAAGUGAUGGACGACGAUUUGGAGGUGGAUGGGGACAUUUUGACAGACGAAAUGACAGCAGAGGAAGGGGGGGUUUUGACAGACGAAAUGACAGUAGAAGAAGGGGGGGUUUUGACAGAGGAAAUAACAGUAGAGGGAGGGGAUAUUUUGACAGACGAGAUGACAGCAGAGGGAGGGGACAAUACAGAGAAUAUGGUAGGGACAGAGGAUUUGGAAAUUCAGAUAGAUUUGAUAAUUAUAGAGGGAGAGGAGGACAAGAACAUUUUGAAAGACAAGGAAGAGGUAAUUUCCGAGGAAAAUUCAGUAAUGUUCAUCAGAAUGCACCUAGAGAUUUCCAGAGGUCAGACCAUAGAGGUUUCCAGAGGUCAGACCAUAGAGGAAGUUCAUACAGACAAAACCAGUCGAACAUAAACAGAAAUGUAAAUUCCUACGCUGACAAUAAAGGUUCAUCAACAAAGACAGAGGAGAAAAUCCAUCCUUCCUGGGAGGCUAGUAAGAAGAGAAAGGAACAUUCAACGAUCCAAGCUUUCCAAGGAAAGAAAAUUAAAUUUGACGAUUAAACUCGAAAAAUUUAAAGUUUUUUUUUAAGUGAUCUUUCUUGACUUAUCUGAUUCACUUGGACAAUGUGAGAAAUUGUGCCUGUAUGCCUGUUUUCCAUUGAAAAAAAACUUUAAUGCAUUUUAAUUUUUUUUAUCAACUAAACGAAAAAAGUCAAACUUAGAAACAUCGUUACUUAGAUGGCCAUUACUAAAAUUAAUAGUAUU
Molecule: messenger RNA, 2379 nt
Organism: Mytilus californianus (California mussel)
Lineage: Eukaryota; Metazoa; Mollusca; Bivalvia; Mytilida; Mytilidae
Product: protein starmaker-like
Exons: 7
Biological process (GO): maturation of SSU-rRNA
Cellular component (GO): nucleus; 90S preribosome
Source: RefSeq, a predicted model, not a curated record